AUGAAAUCACAACCGCUGUUUCGGUUCAGGACCGGACCCAAAUCUCCUCCGACAACCCAGGGUGAGCUAGUUUGGUUUGAACAACCAGCGUCCAGUGGACUGCAGACCCCAAACUGGUCAUCCCAUGUGGUCAUCCAAGGUCCGGAAUUCGGGUCCUUGGCUGUCCGACUGACCACCACAGGAGGUGUGGCAAAGCUGGCGUUCCUCUGCCCGGAGUAUUUUGGCAGGAGAUUUCGUAUCGUCUGGACAGAAGACCCCGGUGACAUCUGGACGGACCCGGCUCUGAUCAGAACUGCGACCAUUGAUGGCGAUAGCGAGCGGUACGUCGACGUACAGUUGACUGAUGUGAACGGAGAUGGAAAAGACGACUUGCUGGUGGUGACAAGUAGUGGAACGAACGGAACCGUCCGAGUGUACGAGAUCCCCGACGAUUUCCGCAAUGGCACCUGGGAACGACAUGUUAUCGCCAGUGGGUUCUCUAUCCCAGGGAAUGUGACGCAGGGUGAAGGAACACCAGGUUUAGCAGUACUACUCAGGCGUGAUUCGAAAAAGCCACCCAUCCUGCUGUCUGGGGACGACGACGGGCACGCGUACCUUCUCAUUCCCAGUACUGACGACCCUGCCGACUGGUCCUACCAGAAACGCCCCCUGUUGACAAGUACGGGAAUUGUAGGUGGCAUCUCGGCUGCAGACAUAGACGGUGAUGGGAAUAUCGAGGCCUUCAUUUCUGCGUAUGGUGAGGACAAGGUUCACGUCUUCCGGUUUACUGAUGCUGAAAACGGAAGUGACGUCAGAAUGGUGAACUCUGGGACUGUGGGCCUGCUAUCGGUCAUUGUAGCUUGGCUGGUGCACUAUGGGUAGUUGUAUCAACAGGGCCACGUGUACUAUACCGUGAUUGUUGUGACGUAGUUGUCCAUCUCGUGCGAAUAAUGCCAGCAUUAGCAUUAUUGUAAUCGUAGGAAGUCAGGGCUCGAAAUACCACCUGCAUAUGGAAGUUAGUGCAGGAAAAUUGGAGCUGUGCAGGUAUUUCUGGUGUCUACCUGCACCUAACCUGCACUGGUCCACGUACAGGGUUUUUAUACAUAAUUGUCUUUUAAGUAUGAUGUAGGUGGAAUGUUGUUAUCUGCAUUGACUGUUACCAA
Molecule: messenger RNA, 1142 nt
Organism: Branchiostoma floridae (Florida lancelet)
Lineage: Eukaryota; Metazoa; Chordata; Leptocardii; Amphioxiformes; Branchiostomatidae
Exons: 7
Coding region: 1-861 (286 amino acids)
Source: RefSeq, a predicted model, not a curated record